Messenger RNA from Paramecium octaurelia, 1965 nucleotides. NCBI's taxonomy places the organism in Eukaryota, Ciliophora, Oligohymenophorea, Peniculida, Parameciidae. The record is from the annotation of a GenBank genome assembly.
AUGACUGCCUAGUGGAAUCCCUAUUUCAUACCGAAAGAAAAUUAUCAAUAGUUGAAUGUAAAGCAUACAAUCAAAUUAGAAUAUUUCCUUUGUAAGAUUUGAUUAGAAUUCCUAAUUGCCUCAAAAUCCAAAAUCAAUACUAUAGCAUAAUAAAAUUUAGAUUCAAGUAUUUUGAUCCUCAUACUAGACAAAUCCAAAACCGGAAGAAAUAAAAUAUAAAAGAAAUAAAAAGCAAUCCAGUUGUAUUCCGUUUUAAAUAAACAUUCCCUAACAAACUUCUAAUUAAACCUUAACAAAAAUUGCUUAGCCGAGCUUAAAACCAACCUUAAAUAAACCAAAACCAAAUGAAGAUAACAAUUUAAAAGAUUCAGCCGUAUGGGAAAGAAAAGACUACCAAAAUCAGCAAGUUACUUUUGAAUCAUUUCUCAAUUAAUAAAAUCUCUCAAGAAACAAUUCCAUUGAUAGCAAUAGCAAGACAUAGUUCAAAAAAAACCAUAGAUAAUACAGUCAUGUAGUAUAAGGUAAUUCAGGGACAUAUUUUAUGAUUUCUAAUAUACCUUAAAAUAAAAACACUCAUAACAAUACUUCUAAUUCUAACUAUUCUAAUUAUAUUAAGUAAAAAAAGAAUAUUUAUAUUUUUAGUUGCAAUUCUCAGAGGGAAGACAAAAAGAUAGAAAAAUUAAAUGUCCCUAAAUUUUUAAUUUAAGACAAUUCCUCUAAUCAAUUAAGUGAAAGAACUAUCAAAAAGUAAAGUCCUAAUAACAAUUUAUUGAAGCAUAAAAAGAACACUCGAUGCAUUUCUAUGGGAGAAUAAAAAAAUUUGGGACUCACUCUAGAAUGUGAUGAAUCUAGCAUUACUAUUUUGAGUGAUAAUGCUAAUUCAACUAAAUCAAAAAAUGUCUAACUAAAUUAAACUUUUCUCUAAAAUGAAAACGACAAGGAUUCAUAAAUUGGUGGAUUUUCUGCUGAAACUUUAUAAGCACUUAUGUUAUAAGAAAUUGAACAUUUUCCAAAUCCUGAUUAUAUGGUUUCUAUUCAAACUCAAUUAAGUCCAAAAGUCAGAGCAAUCUUAAUGGAUUGGAUGAUUGAUGUUUGUUCUGUCUACAAUAUGAAAAGAGACACUUAUUAUUUGGCAGUGGCCUAUGUUGAUAGCUAUUUAUCGAAAAAAUCUAUACCAAAAGUAGAUGUGUAAUUAUUGGGGACAGCCUCAAUGCUUAUUGCAUCUAAAAUGGAAGUAUUUUAAUUUGUUAUAUUCGAGGAAGUAGAGGCAAAACAUGUCAGUGAGUUUGAAAGAGCAGCCAAUCAUGGGUAUACCAUAGAUUAAAUUUAUCAAAUGGAAAUAGAAGUUUGUACAGUCCUCCAAUGGCAUUUAAAUCUCCCUACAAUUAAUCUAUGGAUUGAAUUCUACACUAAUUAAUGGGAUAAUUUUAUCACAGAUAUUCAAAAGAAAUUCAGAGCCAAUAACACAACUUCUUAUAAAUGUAAAUUAUUUUCCUAUUGUAAGUAAUGUUAAAAUUGCAGGCAUUUAUUGAUUGUUGCUACUUAGAUAUUUCUACAUUGAAUUAUAAACCAAGAACUUUGGUAGCAUCAUUUAUGUAUUUAAUCUUGGCAAUUGAAUAUUAACAAUUUACUAAAGAAUAAAUAUUUUAUGAAAUCCCUAAGACUCGCAAAUUCAUCCUAGUUGAUUGUAAUCCUUGAAUUAAUUCAUAGCUUAGAAAUCGUUCAAUAAGUUAUUUACUGAAUUUGUUUAAUAUAGUUUUGGUUUCAAUUUAGUAGAUCUAAUAGAUGUUAUCAAAUAUGCAGCAAAAUUUAUAAUGCUUGAUUUUAAAUUUAGUGAUACUAUUCAGGAUAAAAUUAUAGAAGUAUAUAAAUUUAUAACUUAUAAAGAGACAUGAGGACCUACUUAUAUACUAAAAAUAUAAUUAAUCAGGACUAAUGUACAUUGAAAAUAAACUUCAAAAAUGA